This is a messenger RNA of Schizosaccharomyces osmophilus, 876 nucleotides long. RefSeq names its product acetolactate synthase regulatory subunit Ilv6 (gene ilv6). The coding region runs from base 1 to 876 and encodes 291 amino acids. Gene Ontology annotation, molecular function: acetolactate synthase regulator activity. Gene Ontology annotation, biological process: branched-chain amino acid biosynthetic process. The record is from RefSeq and is a predicted model, not a curated record. Gene Ontology annotation, cellular component: mitochondrial nucleoid; acetolactate synthase complex. NCBI's taxonomy places the organism in Eukaryota, Fungi, Ascomycota, Schizosaccharomycetes, Schizosaccharomycetales, Schizosaccharomycetaceae. The transcript is spliced from 5 exons.
AUGUUAGCCAGAAGAUUCAGUCGUACGGUCAAUCAUUUUGUCCGAAGGAAAGCGACUUAUGUGAAUUCUCCUAUAACUUACAAGGCUUUGCAUGCAAAUGCACCUUUACCUCGAUGCCAUAUCAUUGAGCCUCCUCGUGCUACAGUCCCUGAGGCUGUUUCUAACAUUAUUGCUUCCACUCCCUUCAAUCGUAUUCCCAAACCCCAGCGUCACGUCUUCAACUGUCUUGUCCAAAAUGAACCUGGUGUCCUUUCUCGUCUAUCUGGUAUUUUGGCUGCCCGUGGCUUCAACAUCGACUCUCUGGUCGUUUGUGCUACUGAAGUCGAAAACCUUUCCCGCAUGACCAUUGCAAUCAGAGGAAACGAUGAAGUUGUUGAACAAGCGAGACGCCAAAUUGAAGAUAUCGUUUCAGUUUGGGCUGUCUUGGACUAUACCGGUACUGAUAUUGUAGAGCGUGAAUUGCUUUUGGCCAAAGUAUCCCUCUUGGGUCCUGACCACUUCCAACAGCACUUCGAAAGAGAAAUGCCAGAGACUGCUGCUGAAGAAGUUGAACAAGCUACUUCCUCUGUUGAUAAUACCAUGACUGCAAGUGCUGCUUUGCAACUUAGAGCAAACCAGCUUUCUGCCAUUAAUCAAGUUACUCAUCUCUUUAACGGUCGAGUUUCGGAUAUCUCUACCGAAAGUGUUAUAAUUGAAUUGACUGCUCGUCCCGGUCGUGUUGAUAACUUUUUGUCUUUACUUCGUCCUUUCGGUGUGUUGGAAGCCAGUCGUACAGGUACUACAGCCAUGGCACGUUCUCCUCUUUCCAACGCAAUUUCAGAUAAAGCCACUGAAGAUGCUGAUAAUGAUGAAGUUGUCGAUUUGCCACCUGGUUAA